CAAAUCAACGCCGAGGUUGUUAACAUUGGGAAACUGAUGUUUGGCAUUUGGGUUUGAAAAGAUGUCGCUCAAUCGGGGCAUCGGUAAUGUGGAGUACAUGAAAAAGAGGAUACCGAAAAACGCUAAGUAUCAACAUGUCCGAACAAGGCUGGACACAGGAUGCAGCCUUUCAAAGUAUAUGGAAAAACUGGAGGAGAUUAAAAAGAAUUACAGGUAUCGAAAAGAUGAAAUCUUCAAGCGGUUAAAGGUUACAACAUUUGCACAAUUGGUACUUCAGGUGGCCUCUGUAUCAGACCUGAAUGAAAGUGAUGAUGGCGAAUCACAUGGGCCAGAGGACGGUCUGUCAGUGGUGUCUGAUGCAGACCUCGAGUGUCUGUCUGAACACAUCAACGGCUCCCCACAGGCGUCACUUCUUUCAGAUCGGCAGGAUGACGGAUACACCCGGGAAAUGUGCUACUCUGCCAGGUCAACACUGCUAAGCGUUAUUAGUGGUGUGGGAGAGCUGAACCUCGACAGGAACAACCAGAAGAUGAAGAAUGAGUCUGUGUUCAGCCCCGAACCAGCUGACAGGCCCUAUCCCGACUGCCCUUACCUGCUGCUGGACGUACGCGACAGGGACCAAUACGACCGCUGCCACAUCAUCAGCGCACACAGUUUCCCCAUAGCCACGCUCUCUCGAACAAUGAACCCCUACACCAAAGAAGUGCUGGAAUAUAAAAAUGCCACAGGGAAGAUCCUCAUUGUGUAUGAUGAGGAUGAGAGAAUAGCCAGCCAGGCAGCCACUGUCAUGUGCGAACGAGGGUUUGAGAAUCUGUUUAUGCUGUCUGGAGGUCUCAAGGUAAUCGCUCAGAAGUUUCCAGAAGGGAUGACGACAGGCUCCAUCCCAACCUCAUGCCUCUCCUCGCCCACGUCAUCGAAGGUCAGGAAGAGUUCUUUGCCGCAGCAGCCGUCGACAGUCGCAGAGAGGAAGUGGCGGUUUACAUCAGACGAGCUGGCCAAGAUCCAGGAGCAGCUGGAGGAGAUACUCAUCCCCAGUAACUCCAACUCCCGCAUGUCCAGCCGCAUGUCAUCCAGCAGCUCCCAGUCUAAAGCAUCCAGCGCUCAGAGUCGACGCAGUUCCUCUACAGCUGCGGGAGGGGACAGCGCCAGGGUUCAGAGCUGUAGACCCUGGAAAUAAAACCAUCACCCACUCAACCACACAGAUACAAACAAACAUACCUCCAACACAAAGUCCAUUUAUUCCAGGGUGCGUUUUUCCGCUCCAUAAUUGUAAAGAAACAUACCUCCGGUCCCAGUCUGCAAAAUAAUCCACAAUACUGCUUCAGUCAGAAGUGGAAAGGAGACCACAUCUACUUUAUUAAAGCAACUUGGUUACGUGCCCAUGUAUAUUUGUGUUUCUGGCGCCCGCUAGCAUCUUUUAUUCCAGAUUUUUUUCUCACACAGAUGCUUAAUCCAGGUUUUGUGUUUUUCAGUUUAGGAAAUUGCACACAUCAGGGUACAGUAAUUGACACUACACAAAACCAAAAUAUUUUAAUUCUAAUUAAGACUGGAGAACAGUAUGAAAUUUACUAAUGAAAAAAUCUGUAGGAACAGAACAAAGAAGACUCAUCGGUAAUCAGUGUAAUACUGCACUGUCAAACUGUAGCAUUUUCCCAUUAACGUUUUCUGUAUAUCUGCAUUUGAAUGUUUGCACAGUGAUGAAUCUUUUUGCACUCAAAAUAAAUUUUCAUGUAACACUAUUCUCAUUAUGGCUUUCCUAAAAGAUUUUUUUUCCCUGGAUUAAAUGUGGACAUGACAUGAAGGAUGUGCUGGGAAUGUACAGUAUGUGUUACAUGAGAUGUAAUUUACAGUAUAUAGAUAAUGUUACAGAGGUUGAUCCAUUUUGUAAAAUGAAGAAAAGCUGCGCUGUACUUUUGUAAUUUUCUCCAUAUUGUCAGGAUGUCUUAUUGUGAUUUCUAAACCGGUGAUGCACCAAAAGCCUUUAUGUGCGACUUCUUCCGCUUAUGCUGUUACCUGACUGUGAUUUUAUUGGUGUGCGUGUGUGCGUGCGUGCGUGUGUGUGUGUGUGUGUGUGGCUCCAAGUACUGUAAUUUGCAAUCACACUUACUGAUUAGUUCAAGCCAAUCAUCACAAAAUCGCAGUUUCACUAGAGGAACACAAUGGGCUUUUUGUCAUGGCUGUAACAGAAUUACAUGUAGUACUUCAGAACCCACAAAUGCAUUUGUAAAACAGUAUUGUUGAUUUGUGGCCUUUUGUCUUCUCGGCAUUGUAGUGACGUGUUGCAUGGUUCUUGGUUCAUUUUAAUAAAAUUACAGACUACACUCCACAGCCCUUUUGUUUUCACCAAAGUAAUUUGUUUUCACCAUCAGUCUUAACUCACAUGAACCAUCUGAUCACAUGAUUUUGAUUGUAAAUGGAUUUCAAAUAAAGUGUAUAAUUGUU
Morone saxatilis (striped sea-bass) is the source of this 2442-nucleotide messenger RNA. RefSeq names its product centrosomal protein 41 (gene cep41). The record is from RefSeq and is a predicted model, not a curated record. The transcript is spliced from 12 exons. Gene Ontology annotation, cellular component: ciliary basal body. Gene Ontology annotation, biological process: cilium assembly; protein polyglutamylation. Bases 62 to 1177 code for a protein of 371 amino acids. Lineage: Eukaryota; Metazoa; Chordata; Actinopteri; Moronidae.